Molecule: messenger RNA, 1133 nt
Organism: Drosophila serrata
Lineage: Eukaryota; Metazoa; Arthropoda; Insecta; Diptera; Drosophilidae
Product: zinc finger protein Paris-like
Biological process (GO): regulation of transcription by RNA polymerase II
Cellular component (GO): nucleus
Molecular function (GO): DNA-binding transcription factor activity, RNA polymerase II-specific; RNA polymerase II cis-regulatory region sequence-specific DNA binding; zinc ion binding
Source: RefSeq, a predicted model, not a curated record
ACAAAACAAAAAUAAACAAAAGAUUAGCUUUUCCUUUCAAAUGAUUUAGGGCAAAGUUUUAGCUUCAAAUCGAGCACUAUGGAAGAGAAUGUGUGUCGAGUUUGCCAGGAAUCCUCGGAUAGCUUGGUCCACAUUUUUAAUAGCAAAUCAAAAAGAAGAAUUUCUCUGGCAGAAAUCAUUGCUCGAUGGAUUGGAAUUGAAGUUUGUAGAGAGGAUUCCUUGCCUGAAACUAUUUGCACAGAUUGCCUAGAUGAGGCGCUAAAUGAAUAUGAUACAAAACAAGGGGAAAAAGAAAGAAAUCGAAUGGCUAAGAGGCGCAGAUCAAAAAGAGCCGAGGUCCAAUUGAAAGUCAAAAGCGAGCCAACCGGAGAUGAUACUUUUGGUGAGGACCCCUUGCUGCUUUCCCACUUUGAUGUUGGAACCCCUGAUCCUAGCUUUAAAGAUAUUCUUGAUAGCACCAAAGAUGAGGAAUUACACAAGCUCUAAAGUGUUCAUUCUGCCAGAAGUCAUUUUCCAAAAAGGGAAACCUGCAAGUGCAUAUUCGGACCCACACUGGAGAGCGACCGUUUAGAUGUACACAGUGCCCCAAGUCUUUUCACAGAAAUAUCAUCUUAAAAUGCACUUGAUGACGCACACAGGAGAACGGCCCUACCAGUGUUCCCUGUGCCUGAAGGCCUUCUCACAAACCGGAGCUCUGCAACGCCACAUCCGGACCCACACAGAAGAACGGCCCUACAAGUGUUCCUAUUGCCAGAAGUAUUUCUCACAAAAAGCAAUCUUCAGCAACACAUCCCGAUCCACACAGGCGAACGUCCUUACAAGUGUGAAAUUGCCCGAUGGCCUUUCCCCUAAAACGUCAUCUUAAAACACAUAUGGCAAGUCACACAGGAUACCUACCCUAAAAGAGGUACCUCAAGAAGUCGGUACAGAAAAUAAAUACACCAAGCGAAUUGAUUAAUAAGUAGGCCGGUAUAUAAAAAGGAUUUAUAUAUAUAUGCAUUUGUACAUAUGUAUAUAGAUAAUAAAUAUCAGCAAUAUUACAGAUACUCUAAAGCUGAAAAGGAUUAACUGGCGUGAAUGCGUGUCUAUUGUGAGAAGUAUUUUUGUUGUAAUGAAUAUAAUAAAUAAUACAU